AUGAAUCAUUUCGAAUUAAAAGAUUUCCUAUCUAAACUUAUAAUCUUUGAUGAAAAUGAACUUUUAGAUAUCAUAAAUCUAUUACAGUAUAACUUCGAUCCAGAAUCCUUGAAAAUAACUGAUAAAAAAAUCAAAAGUAGAUUUAAUAAUACUGAAACUGGAAUAUCCAACAGUAAAUCAUUGUCUAAACAAGAUGCAAGAAUAUAUAAAUAUUAUUUAAACAGGUAUACCAUUUUUAGUAAAUUACAAACUAAUAAAUCGUGUUGUUUGUAUAUGACUGAUGAAUUAUGGUACAGCGUUACCCCAGAAGAUAUUUCUUUGUUUAUCGCAGACUAUAUAUAUUCCUGUCUAUUAAAUUCCAAAAAAGAUUUAAACAAAACUAUUAUUAUUGAUUGCUGUUGCGGUGGUGGUGGUAAUACAAUACAGUUCGCCAAAAAAUUCCCCAAUUGUAUAGGUGUAGACAAUAAUAUUGAGCAUUUGUAUUGUACCUAUAAAAACAGUGAAUUGUAUAACGUUCAAGAUAGAGUUUUAUUGAAAUACGGUGAUUGGUUUAAAAAAGAGGAUGAUCUAUUAAAUCUUUUAAAUCAAACAGGUAAUUGCGUAGGGUGUGUGUUCAGUUCACCGCCUUGGGGUGGUCCUGAAUAUUUACUGAGUGAAUAUUAUGAUUUAGAAAAAAAUUUAAACGGCUUUGGUGGUGGAUUAACUAAUAUUUUGAUGAGUUUUAAAAAAUUUAGUAAAAAUAUCGUACUAUUUCUACCUAAAAACUCAAAUUUAGUACAGCUAUCUGAAAUCACAGAAAAGGUCUUUGAUAAAGACACCAGAUGUAGAAUUAUAUAUGUUAAGAGUAAUGGUUAUUUAAAGGGACUCUUAUGUAUGUGGGGGGAAGACAUUGUUUUUUAA
Messenger RNA from Saccharomycodes ludwigii, 900 nucleotides. RefSeq names its product RNA methyltransferase (gene TGS1). Bases 1 to 900 code for a protein of 299 amino acids. Gene Ontology annotation, cellular component: nucleus. Gene Ontology annotation, molecular function: RNA cap trimethylguanosine synthase activity. The record is from RefSeq and is a predicted model, not a curated record. Gene Ontology annotation, biological process: 7-methylguanosine cap hypermethylation; 7-methylguanosine RNA capping. NCBI's taxonomy places the organism in Eukaryota, Fungi, Ascomycota, Saccharomycetes, Saccharomycodales, Saccharomycodaceae. The transcript has a single exon.